Messenger RNA from Meriones unguiculatus (Mongolian gerbil), 1599 nucleotides. It is a transcript of the gene Bricd5, whose product is annotated as BRICHOS domain containing 5. Lineage: Eukaryota; Metazoa; Chordata; Mammalia; Rodentia; Muridae. Bases 662 to 1486 code for a protein of 274 amino acids. The record is from RefSeq and is a predicted model, not a curated record. Gene Ontology annotation, biological process: regulation of cell population proliferation. The transcript has 5 exons.
AAACAGGAAGUGCAUGGCAUAAAACCAACGUAGAAUAAAGCUACUGGGUGAAGUGUAAAGGAAGUGUAUACAGCUAAGCCACUGUGUUACACAGCUAGACAGAUGAGGGACCAAAACAACAUGCUAGGGAACAGGCUGGCUCAGCCAUCCUUGAUGUGCAGCAAGCUGUUUGGCCAUGGUCCGGCCUGGAGCCCGCUUGGUCAUGCACAGCCCCAUCUGAUGUUAAUAGGGUCUGGAAAGAGGCUUGAGUUUGUGGGGAAGGUAAGAAAGUAAUUAGCCUCAUGCUGAUGGUUUAUAUACAUUUAUUGAUGGUUCCUGUGUGUCCAGAGGUAACAAAAAAAGUCUGCCCAACCAGACAAUCAUCCUGGCCAAGACCCAAACAGUUGUUCUGACUUCCUAUGAAGGCCAGGCUCUCACCCUCUAAAACCUCCAGUUCUGCACAGGCCAAGGGUUCAGAGACAAGCCUGGAGACCAGCAAUCACAAGUGGGGGAGAGGGCUGUCCUGGCUCUGACUCGGGAUAUCAGAUACUGGCCGGGAAGGAAGCAGAGGAAUUGGGAGGGGAGGACUCAGUUUGAUUCAUCAAAGGCGUCCUGAGGUUCCCCUGGCUGACUCCUCCAAGGGGCUGCAGACAAUCAGUGCAUUGUCAGCAGGGGCUGCAGCAUGAAGCAAGGGCACAUCCACACCGAGAGCCUCAGGGCCAGGCCUGUUGAGGUAAGUGUCUCUACCACCCCCAAGACAAGAAGACAGGGAUGCCAUAGGAGGGGAUCGUCACCAGCCACCCUCCUCAGCCCCUUCCCUGAGCAAGUAGGCUCCCUGGUCUCUAACCUGGAAGCCCCACUGACCAUAACGUGCCCUCAGGUGAAGACUAAGCCCUGCCAAAGGGGCUGGAGAGCAGCAGGCCUGCUGCUACUGCUGACACUGGUCACUGCAGGGGCCAUGGCAGGAGGGCUUCUUGGCUUCAUGUACAGCCCUCCCAAGCCGUUACUGCAGAUGCUCCGAAAGACCUUCCCAAGCUCUAGGCUACCCUGGCCCAACCAAACCAUUGUAGUGGACGUGGCUGUGAACAUGGCAACCAUCGUGGUGACUCCGCUUCAGAGCAACCAAAGCUGGGCCGUGCUGUUCGACGGGCAAAGUGGCUACAUCUGUUACCGCCCCGCAGAGCACCGGGCCUGCUUCCUCCGUCUGAUGGAAGCCCAAGACUGGGAGACCCUGCGGCUGCUGGUGAACACUUCCAGGGCCCAAGAGUCCCAUGAGCCUGGCCAGGACACCCACUAUGCUCAGGAACUGGUGGCAGUUUUGGGGGGCCACACUGUGGACCCUGCCCAAGUGGGAGCUUCAGUGCAGCACCUUUGUGCGGACACCCCCAUCUACUGGGCCCGGCGAGCAGAGGGGCCCCAGCGACAGCGGCUGAUCUACCUCUGCAUUGACAUCUGCUUCCCGAGCAACAUCUGUGUGUCCGUCUGCUUUUAUUACCUCCCAGACUAAGCCCCCUACCAAGCCCUCCCAGCCUUGGUCCCACAGGUCAGCAAGCUGGCCAGGUCAUCAGCACCAGUGAAAGGCAGCUGACAGUAGGGACAAAUAAACCCAGAUUACCUGGC